This is a messenger RNA of Betta splendens (Siamese fighting fish), 7352 nucleotides long. It is a transcript of the gene chrm2a, whose product is annotated as cholinergic receptor, muscarinic 2a. Gene Ontology annotation, molecular function: G protein-coupled acetylcholine receptor activity. NCBI's taxonomy places the organism in Eukaryota, Metazoa, Chordata, Actinopteri, Anabantiformes, Osphronemidae. The record is from RefSeq and is a predicted model, not a curated record. Bases 846 to 2354 code for a protein of 502 amino acids. The transcript has 3 exons. Gene Ontology annotation, cellular component: plasma membrane. Gene Ontology annotation, biological process: adenylate cyclase-activating adrenergic receptor signaling pathway; regulation of heart contraction.
GCGCAAUGGGUGUACAGGCGUCUUCCACAUCGCUUCCCUCCGCCUUCAUACAACAGCUGGAUGAAUCCAGCGGUGCUUAACACAGCACCAGGAACUCAUAAGAUCAGAUUCCCCAAAACAAUACCCGCUUUUCUGUCUAACGGUGCAGCUACAGUGCAGAUCCAGAUCUGCGCGUCUGCUCCAUUCGGUGGCUCUUUGUUUCACAGUCGUCAGAUACGUGUUUUGUGCUGCAAUGAUUUGGUCUUAAUGUCAACAAAAUGAAGGGACGACGCAAAGUGGUUCGUUUAUUUGUGCGUUGCGGUCUGUAAACCUCCUUAAUAACGAGCUGUGACUCCGCGUCGCAGCCACAGCCUACGCGCGUAAAAGCGCAACGCCUGAAUUAAAGAGACUGGAGAAGACGGUUUGUGUCGGAUUAUGUGACUCUGGCUCUUAAUGGAGUUUUACGCACAGGGUGAACCCCCGAUCACUAUGUGUAAUGGCACACAGCUCAUUGGCCACAAAUUCACUGGAAGGCUCGACAUUAAAGCUGCGGAUUUGACGAGGUGCUGCCCCACAAAUCCGGGCUACAGCCGUUUUGGGCGCAUGUGAACAGAACGGGGAGACAGAUAACGCAGAUGCUCGCUCCUCUUCUCAUUUGGCUGGAUGGAUGGAUGGAUGCAAUAGGACGAGGCGCUGGGGACGGAGCGGUCAUGGCUGUUAACCACCAAGCUGGAGCUGGACCCGCCCACCGCUUCCUGUAUCCACCGAGCCGCGCUCCGCGACCAUGCUCCCCCAGUGCCAGCGAGCCCAGCGCUGACGCCCACCGUUCCGUCUGAGUAGGAGGUGGCAACAAAAGACCAAAUGCCAUGGAUGCAUUUAAUUUCACCUACUGGAACGCCUCUGAAGGCAAUGACACAGACAUUGUGCAGGAGAGAGAAAGCGCCUACAAGACUGUGGAGGUGGUGUUCAUCGUGCUGGUGGCUGGCUCGCUCAGCUUGGUUACAGUCAUUGGGAAUAUCUUGGUCAUGCUGUCCAUCAAAGUUAAUAGGAACUUACAGACUGUCAACAACUAUUUUUUAUUCAGCCUCGCAUGUGCUGACCUCAUUAUUGGACUGUGCUCCAUGAACUUGUACACGGUCUACAUAGUGAUAGGCUACUGGCCUCUGGGGCCGGUGGUCUGCGACCUGUGGCUGGCCUUGGACUAUGUCGUCAGCAACGCCUCGGUCAUGAACCUCCUCAUCAUAAGCUUUGACAGAUACUUCUGCGUCACCAAGCCCCUGAGCUACCCUGUCAAAAGGACCACCAAGAUGGCGGGCAUGAUGAUCGCCGCAGCCUGGGUCCUGUCCUUCAUCCUCUGGGCGCCGGCCAUUCUGUUCUGGCAGUUCAUCGUGGGGGGGCGCACGGUGCCGGAGAAGGAGUGCUACAUCCAGUUCUUCUCCAACGCGGCCGUCACCUUCGGCACGGCCAUCGCCGCCUUUUACCUGCCCGUCAUCAUCAUGAUCCAGCUCUACUGGCAGAUCUCCAGGGCGAGCAAGAGCCGCGUGAAGAAGGAGAACCGCAAACCCUCGGGGCCCAACCCAGAGCCGCUGUCGCCCGGGCAACGGAGGAACAACACACCGAAGCCCAACAACAACAACGUCCAAGGGGAGGACGCGGGGCAUUCCCACACCCAGAACGCCGACGACGGGCCCCACCAGCACGAUGGGAGGCUGCAGAACGGCAAAGGGCCCUCCUCCACGACCGCGGAGGGAGAAACCGAGGGCGACGACGGGGCCAGGGAGAACUGCGCUGCCGGGGAGGAGAAGGAGAGCUCCAACGACUCCACGUCCGGCAGCGUGGCCGCGUCCAACCAGAAGGACGAGGAGGCGGCGGCGCCCGCCGCCGGCGACGGCGCCGGGCCCGAGCCGCCGCAGGCGCGCCAGCGCUCCAAGGCGGGCGGCUCCAAGCUGACCUGCAUCAAGAUCAAGACCAAAUCACCCAAGGGGGACUGCUACACGCCGUCCAACGCCACGGUGGAGAUCGUCCCGGCCUCGGAGCGGCAGAACCACGUGGCGCGGAAGAUCGUGAAGAUGACCAAGCAGCCUCCCAACAAGAAGAAGAAGGCGGCGCCGUCGCGGGAGAAGAAGGUGACGCGCACCAUAAUGGCCAUCCUGGUGGCCUUCGUAGCCACCUGGACUCCUUACAACGUGAUGGUGCUCAUUAACACCUUCUGCUCCAGCUGCAUUCCCAACACAGUGUGGACUAUUGGCUACUGGCUGUGCUACAUCAACAGCACCAUCAACCCGGCCUGCUACGCCCUGUGCAACGUCACGUUUAAAAAGACAUUCAAACACCUCCUCCUCUGCCAGUAUAAGAAUAUUAGGUCGGCCAGAUAAAUAUGGGCCACAGGGAGGAAGUGGGAGAGGCUGUGUGUCUGUGAGCGUGUGUCAUCCGCGUGUGUGUGAGCGCGUGGGAGGUCACGACAGCGUUCUGUGCGCGUGAGUGUAUCUGGAAUCACGUUCCGUAAUUUGAUCAUGAGUUUUCCAAUUCUCUCAAUAACCGGUUGUAGCACUUUACACAAGUUCAACUGAUGCCAGUUGCAUUGAGACGUGUCGCGCAGAGGCAGAGGAGACGGGGAAGCUCGUUAAAUAUUCAGUGUUAUUCAGAGUUUUAAGCUCACAAACGAGGGUGUGUGGAAAAAAGCAGGGAGUGACACUGAGUUGAUUAAAAGAGCGACGAGACGAAGAGCGGGGGAGAUCUGCGGCGUGCGGGAACACAAGACAACUUGGGAAAAUAGGGCUGACUGAAUUUACAAACUUCAGAAGUUUGAAGUUCAGUGAAGAAAAUCUUGUAGAUACGUGUACAUAUCAGUGUAUACUCUACUUAGGUGUGCACGUGUGGGUGUGUGUGUGUUCAUUCUUUCUGUGUGUGUGUCUCAUCCAAGUGUUAGGUCACAUCAGGUCUACAACUGCCAUGAAUACACAUUACAGCUGCACUGGACCAACCAGUUGAGUCAAAUUACAAAAAAUAAAAGUCUCUAAUAAGUUUAUUUGAGCUGCUGCCGCUGAUUAGAUGCUUUUCGAAAAAUCAUCCUGCCCCAAAACUAUGCAGCUUUGAAAAAUUACGCUUUAAAUAUUCAUCACUGACGUGUCCUAAAUACACAAACCUCCCUCAGAACGGUUCUGUGCUGGAACUGUUCUAAACUGCCUGUCACACAAACCAUAGGCACUACAGAAUUUAACUUCUGAUCGCACAAUUCAAUAAUCUCCUUUAUACUAAGUAAGACUUAGUAUGUAGCAUAAACACCAGAAACCAAUGUCCAACUAGCAAAGAUCUCUUAUUGAUUCUGGGAAAAAUCUGAGUAAAAGCAAGUUACAUGCAGAAAUCGUCCAUUGUUUGAUAUUUGUCUCGCAAUACAAACCUGCGAGUCCAACAGACACCACGCUGGAACUGUUAAUGGCAAAAAUAGGACAUCACAUUGUUCAGUCACACUCCUCCACGUGCCAGCCGUCUGCGCUGCAUCACUUCAGCCACUACAGCUGCUGACAUCUGUCUGAUGUUUAUUUGAUGGGAUAAUAAUGUUUGCUGCUGGGAACCAUCGUGCAACAGGAGCUCAGAGCUGCGAAGGACUGUGGGAGGCUAGUUUUGCUGUGCGUGUGUGUGUGUGUGUGUGUGUGUGUGUGUGUGUGUGUGUGUGUGUGUGUGUGUGUGUGUGUGUGUUAUGACGAGACCUAGUGAAGUGACGUCACAACGCGACCUGGUUGUGCUUCUGAUCGUCUUCUGAUUUCAAUAAGGGCUAUUAUCACAUCUUUAUGUGUUUGUAAACAUCAUCUCCUUAAUUAUAAUUGUGACUCUUGCAGUAGAUUACAGGUAAUAAUAGCUGUGCGUACCUUCAUUAAACUGUAAUAAUAAAAUAGCAAUUUACUGUAAGACGUUCUGUGUGUUCAUGCAUGUCAUCCAUCAUUUCUCCACAUUAAGCAAUUCUCACAUACAUUACCAUGUUCUCACGCGUCAGAGUGAUGAAUGCGCGGGAGCAGGCGCCGUCAGGGGGCUGCCACAGUGGCUGGCAGGGGGGCUUAGCCAAGAAUUGCGCCUGCACUGAGCAGGUCCUCCAGGCGGACUCCUUAAAGAGAGAUCUGGGACAGAUCCUAUAAUGAAAACCCACCGUGGGGCUGAUCAGAUUACGGGACGACGUAGAACUCCUACAUUUCAGAUUAAAGAUCGCCCAUUACGCUCAGCUGGUGCCUUUGUGCCACAUGCCCACGCUCGGUUUCCACCCCAUGAAGCCAUGGCUGUAAUGGAGACGUAAAUAUCAUCUGUCCACUCGUUAGUUAGCUGUAUAAUCUGUUUUGCACACACAUACAAGCCUCGCGUCCUUUUCUUUGCUAAUUGUGACAGAAUUAACUCCCAGACGUACUGAAUUGGAAAUCUUUGCUGCAGCCACAGUCAAGGUGCAACCCUUAAUCUAAACGAGGGCCCUCCAAACUGCAGCCAGGGCUCGAUUUGCUGAAUGUGGAGAGAGGGAAGCAGGAAAUGAGACAGAUAAAGGAGGAGGCUCGGUCCAACAUAAGCAGGCUGCAAAGCCAAAAACAAUAAAGUCUGCACAAUCUGAUCUACUUCAGUCUAUUUGUAUAGUACUUGAUGUAUGUUUACAAGUCACACGAAAACUGUUCAGAGCAUUGUUGGCUUCUUCAUAAGGGAGAAAUUGGUCCAAGGUCCACAGACAGAUGUGGUCUUCAUGCAAUGUUACAGCACAGAGCAAUGCAUCAUUUUAGUAAACAAUUAUUCCACCGCUGCCACACAUACAUAAAUGCCAUGUUUAUCUAGCAGCAGUCUGAGGCAUUCGUCCAAGCUCAACAUCCGACCAUCCGUCACGUUGAUAAGUGGAGCCAUGUCUGUCUGACAUCCGUCACACAUCUCAGUAGUCAGCAAAGAGCCUUCCAGAAUAUCUGAUUAAUCUUUGCUAAGCUGUCGUUUGAGCGAUACCAGCAGGAGAGUAAGUGGCUCACAGCUCCAGGGGCGGUCCAGGGGUCCCCGCCGGAGCAGCUGCUCGGGUGUUUGAUGGAAGGUGACGGCAGCUUAUCACCUCCUGGGGAGGGGGGGGAAGGGUGAGCGGCAUCUGAAAAACAAAAGUGCUCUGUGGAGUUAUCGGAGGAGCAGAGCCUGUUGGAGAGACGUGAACAUCACGGCGUUCUUGUGCCAGCGCUUGUGUUUCACAUUGGGAACAAGCUUUGGAUUGUAGAGGUGCUUUGGGGGGGGGGGGUCUGUCAGUGACAAAAGCCAAAGCUGGAGGACGAGGCUGCGUGGGGACCAUGUUUGGAGAAGUCGCAGCGCUUCGCAGCAGCUCAGCCAAGCGUUCGCUGCAGGAAUUCAAGCGCGUGUGGACGCAGUGAUACAGCGCUGCUGAGCUUCGGCCGCGUCUCAUCCUCGUGCGGCGCUAACACACGCCAUCAUCCAUCCACACAACUCACACGUCAUCCCAACAACCACAUCAUCAUGUGCCGUCAGAGCCAGAUGGGCUCCUCUUCAUACGGCUUAUGUCAAAGGGCUACUCUCCUUUUACGGAGCGGUUAUCAGAACUCCAGUGGUUCUCCAGCGUCACUGCAUUGGGGCCAACGUUGAGAGAAGUCCAACCUUGUGCAGCCGUGCAGAAGUAAAAAAGGUUGUAGAGCUGCUGUGAGACAGAAACUGUAUAUAUCUAUAUAUAUAAAAAUAUAUUUAUAUCGCCAGAUUGUACAGAGCAAUUUGAAGUGCCUUAUACAGAAUAACAAACAAAUUGCUCUUUUAGUCUAAACAUCCCUGUUGAAUCUUUGCUGCACCUGAACGCUGCAGACGCUGCUGCAGCAGAGGUGCAUCACUGAUCCAACCCUCUGUUAGUUUAUGCGCUUCCCAGCUCUGAGCUCCCGUGAACAGCCGCCGCCCGACUGCGGAUGCACCUUGGACUGAACAUUUUGAACAUGGGUAGCUCCACGCCUCUUAGAAUGACUCAUCAAGCUUCACAGCGACAGCAGCGGCAUCAGCCAGCGUGAUCCUGCAGGAGGAGUUAUUUUGGCUGAUGUUCCGUCUAAUGAGUGCGUACGUCCACGUUUGUCACGCGGGAAACUGUGCUUUCCCCCUGCGUCAUGAUAUCAAGAUCAACGCUGUCAUUCGUGUGUGUGUGUGUGUGUGUGUGUGUGUGUGUGUGUGUGUGUGUGUGUGUGUGUGUGUGUGUGUGUGUGUGUCUUGCUGUGUGGUGUUUUAUUUUUUCCUCAGCAUGGAGACGUCAAACUGGACAAAAUACCGCAGCACACAUCAGGGAAGACGCACAGUGUGAUUGUGUCUGUCAUUCCUCUAAACAGGCUUCCAAAGACUCACGUAGACACAUGUUGCGUGGUACUGGGAUAUGUAGAAAUGCAUUAUAUUGUACAUUUUCUACCACAUUUUAUAAAUCUGUUUCUGUAGAAAUGUAGUAUUCAGAAGUAGGAUAUGAUCAGUGUACAGCUAAAGAGUCUUUUUGUUUUGCUAUGAACUAUGAAUAUAAACAUCGUGGGUGAUGAAAGAGGCAUUAUAAAAGUAGAAGGUAUAUUUCUGGAGGUGCGAUUUGCCAAGCAGUGAAUUCCUUGCUUUGAGUAACUGGAUCCAAACUUCCAGAGUGAUUUUUGCAGCCAGAGGGGAAAGUGGAGCCGAGAGGAGAAUGGGACAAAAGUCAAACUAGUCUGAGUGUGACCCCUGAGGUUCUGACUCCACCUGUACAUCGGCGGCUCGUUCGCUAUCUCACUGGACACGCUUAACUUUUGCAAUUUUUACAUCCUAGAGGGAAAGUGCUUCUUUUUAUUUAAAUACUUGUGGAGCAACCAAAGUGUUGAGUUCUCAGAACCGAUCUGAACUUUUUAAAGGGUCACAAUAAGCGUUAAUUUGAAACAAUCAGCAAACGAAAAAAAAAUCAUAAAAAUAAAGACAGUAGCCUGCUGCAAGUGUUAAAUGUACAUUCAAGUGUUCAUUUCUCAUUUGCUUCUGUAUGUAGGUGUCAUUGUGUAUUCACUUACUGUGGCUUGUGGCUUCUCUUGCAAUAGGAAAAAGAAAUUAACAGUCUAUUGUUUGCAAUGUAUAUAAAUCUAUAAUAAUACAUUAUAUGUAAUUCGGAUGCGGUACAUUUGAAAUGUACAUACACGUGUUUAUUAGCUACUAUCUGAAUGUGUUCCCCACAUUAUUCUCCCCGUUCCUUCUCCACUAUGAUACUUCCUGUACAGUACCGAUGUUAUGGAUUUCCUUUUUGAUGCAUUCUUGAUUACUUGUUCUGGACAAUGAGUGUUACCGUCACCGGCCACUUACGACACUGUAAGAUGAACUGCAUCACGUGGUUUCAUUGUGACAUAAUCUCAGAAUGAAAUUCAAAUAAAAACAUGGCAAAUGUG